GCAGAGUACAUGGAUAUUCCACCGUAUUUAUUCAAAUCGUAAGUUCCGAGUUAUAUCCUACAUAUACAAACAUCUCGUGCCACAUCAACCUGACACAUCUCAAGCAUCGCAUCACCACCACAAUGCGUAUCCCCUACGUCCCCAACCCCCCACCAACAGACACCCCGGAGGAAGCCUCCAUCCUGGCGAGCGUCCAGGCGCGACGAGCCCCCGGGGCCCUCCUCCCCCUCGAUCUCGCCCUCCUGCACUCGUUCCCCAUAGCGGAGGGCUGGAACUCAUUCCUGGGCACGAUCCGGACCCGAACCAGCCUGUCGGCGGUGAUCCGCGAGCUGAUCAUCUGCCGGGUGGCGGUGCUCAACGGGGCCUUCUUCGAGUGGGAGCAGCACGCGCCACUGUUGCGAGAGAGCGGGCUCAGCGAGGAAGCGAUGCAGGCCGUGGGCGACGCGGCCGUGGAUAUCCCCCGCAGUGUGCAGCAGAGGAUUCUCAGUCCGGUGGAGGGCGCGGUGCUGAAGUAUACGGACGCUAUGACCAAGACGGUUACGGUGGCAGAGGAUCUCUUUCAGGAGGUCAGGGACCACUUCGGCGAUAGGGAAGUCGUGGAGAUUACCACCACCGUGGCGGCGUAUAAUUGCGUCAGUCGGUUUUUGGUCGCGCUGGAUGUGGGGGAGAUGAAUCAUUGAAUCAUUGUUUGAAGUGGUUUCUACCAUUGAUACGGAGUACCUGGGGGUACAUAUACUUAAUGGGUAUAGAUCUUAGACAUUGCUGGUGACAAUGGGAGGAGAUGAUUCAGCCAUAGUUAAAGAAGAUGCGAUGAGGAUGAGACACAGAUGACAUGACAUGGUUUCUUUCCUGCGGAUACACCAGCCGGGCUGUAUUAUUGCCGCCACAAUAACAUAAUAG
Aspergillus heteromorphus CBS 117.55 is the source of this 900-nucleotide messenger RNA. RefSeq names its product carboxymuconolactone decarboxylase family protein. Bases 123 to 680 code for a protein of 185 amino acids. Gene Ontology annotation, molecular function: peroxiredoxin activity. The transcript has a single exon. NCBI's taxonomy places the organism in Eukaryota, Fungi, Ascomycota, Eurotiomycetes, Eurotiales, Aspergillaceae. The record is from RefSeq and is a predicted model, not a curated record.